This is a messenger RNA of Cantharellus anzutake, 1965 nucleotides long. RefSeq lists its product as uncharacterized. The transcript is spliced from 8 exons. The record is from RefSeq and is a predicted model, not a curated record. Lineage: Eukaryota; Fungi; Basidiomycota; Agaricomycetes; Cantharellales; Hydnaceae. The coding region runs from base 4 to 1848 and encodes 614 amino acids.
AUAAUGGAUAAGCGAAACAACAAGUCACAUUCAAUGUCGAUAAAGUUCGUCAGGCCACAAUCCACCUCCCGUGAGGGUCCCAGGGAUAAAUCUGCACUUUCUAAGGAAAAAGUGAGGGAAGAUUUGCAGAAAGAAUUUUGCCCUGCAAUCGAUAGUGCACUCGUGGAAGCUCUUUUGAUGGAAAGGGCCGAGCUUUCUGAGUCUUGGAUUCUUGAGAUGAAGUCUACCUUGCGGCAGCUGGCCGCAGGAGCUGGUGAGGCAACCACCGUUUCUCACACCACUUCUCAGGGGAAACACGUCAGGGGCGAGCCAGAUGAUUCAGCAUCCCUUUCCGAAUCGUUAUCGACAUCUCUAUCCCUUCGGGACUCUUCGCUUUCUGGCCUCAGCUUGUUCUCGACUCCCCCCGAGUUCUUGAGAUCAAUUUUUCCGAAUAUUCCAAACCAAUUGUUGGAACGAACGCUUGAGUCGCAUGGAUGGCCUCCAAAAGUCCUCCUCACUGAAGACAUCUCUCCGGAUAUUGAUAUGGACGUCAUCGUGAAUUACCUUAUAGGUGUGGAACGAGAGACCAAUGGAAUGGAGCACGAUAUGAGCGAAGAUGACGUUCCCGACCUCCAGAAUGGCAGCGGUAUACCACGGGGGAGGGUCGAGAGUGGGAACGUGAACAUGAAUGGAAAUGGAUCACGCAGGGGGAAGGGACCUAAACCCAAGCCUAUCCUCAUUGUUGACACUCUUCAGCGGCAACAUAUGUCGACGCCCUCUGCAAACCGCCCUCAAAACUCUGAUGCGCAAAAUCCCUGGUCUCAUGUGGACUCUUUGGCCACCUACUUAAGCACUUUACUUCCUCAGACAAGCUACUCCCAAUUUUUGGGGCUUUUCCAUGACCCUUCAUAUGCGACAACUGCUGAUGCCCUCAGAGGUUAUCUGAACACUGCACCUUCCACGUCCUCUGAAACACAUGGACUCACUGGCAGGAUCACCGAAAGGGACGCUAAGCACCUUGUCGAAUUAUUCUCUCCAGUAGCGUCGGAGGAAGCAGGAAACUUGUACCCUGAUGCAAAGGCUUGCCUUAAAGCAGCAGGUGGUGACAAGGCCAAGGCAUUUGAUGUUUUGUCUUGUUUGCAUGACUUGGGAAAAAGCGAGACUGUCAUUCGGCGCUCAGUUGCUCACUCUGAGCAAUCACCGUCUGAAUCGCGUUUCAGCAGAGGGAAGCCUCCCCCCACAUCAGCUGCAGGGUCAAAUGUUGCUUCCAUGUCGUCGACAGAAUGGGUUGCAGUGCAUAACAAACGUCAUAAACUAUCCGCACGCGAGGAGUCUCGGAAUUCUGCCCUUCUGUGCGGGCCGGACGAGGGAGGUGAUGGGACAAACAAUUCGGAAACGGCAGAAGGGGUAAUGGGGAAAGUCGAGACACUGCGAAGCAAGAGAAAAGAGGCUAGUGCUCUCCUGCAGGCUGCCGAUCAUUGGAAGAAGAGACAUCGUUUAGGGGGUGGUGGGGCAGCCGAAUACUAUGCUAGCCGGGCGCGUGGAUUGUAUCAAGAAAUUGAAGAAGUUGAAUUAUGCGCUGCCCGGAUGCAAGUCGAGAGCGCACGUCAAAGCGAUGGAAAGACAGUAGAUUUCCACGGACUGUCAGUCAAGCAGUGCAGCAAAUUAUCCAGAGAAUUCGUUGAAGCUUGGUGGUCUUCCGCCAAACACGAUGUCAACCAUGAACCCUUCACCAUUAUCACUGGAUGGGGGAAACAUUCUUCUGGGCAUCGAGGUAAGCUUGGCCCAGCGGUGAACUCUACCCUAAAGAAGGCGGGGUGGGAUGUCAGGAUUGGACAGGGAAAGGUCAUCGUUAUGGGAAAACGGUGACUUGACAUCUUAUUGGAAGCAUUAAUUUGUUGGGCACAAUAUUAAUCUGUAAAUCAUUCGUUCUUUUGUAUAGUCACUGAAAGGCCGCCUUCUACGGCAAUAAUUCCCUAGCCUUUG